Molecule: messenger RNA, 447 nt
Organism: Laccaria bicolor S238N-H82
Lineage: Eukaryota; Fungi; Basidiomycota; Agaricomycetes; Agaricales; Hydnangiaceae
Exons: 3
Coding region: 1-447 (148 amino acids)
Source: RefSeq, a predicted model, not a curated record
AUGAAGAAAUGUCUUGGAGUAUGGCAGAGGAACACUGGUACUCAAGCACCCAUCCGACAACACGCAUUCGCGCUCACCGAUAGCAAGAUCCACUACCGCACUGAGGACCGCGGAAAGACGUGGGGCUUUUUCCAAGUUCCAGUACCACCCACUCUCGUCACCAACCCGCUGUCGUUCCAUUUGGAUUCCAAGAAAUGGGGUUCCAUAUUUUCUCAUGGAAAGCGUGUAACCGCCAAAGACAUAUUACACAAAAGAAGAUUGAGCGACACCCCACUGCUCCUCUCCAAAACCUCGCAUUAUCAAUUCACGCACAGUCGCAAAGACUUCAAAUGUGACCCACUCCAAACUCAUCUAUUGCGUCGAAGGUUUCCGCGUCCUCAGCUCCUCCAGCCACCUCUUCUACAGCACCGACUUCUCCAAGCAAGACCGCAAAGUCGAGGACUUUAG